This is a messenger RNA of Aspergillus nidulans FGSC A4, 1938 nucleotides long. It is a transcript of the gene hem14, whose product is annotated as oxygen-dependent protoporphyrinogen oxidase. The coding region runs from base 1 to 1809 and encodes 602 amino acids. The transcript has 3 exons. Lineage: Eukaryota; Fungi; Ascomycota; Eurotiomycetes; Eurotiales; Aspergillaceae. Gene Ontology annotation, molecular function: protoporphyrinogen oxidase activity, oxygen as acceptor; oxidoreductase activity. Gene Ontology annotation, cellular component: mitochondrial inner membrane. Gene Ontology annotation, biological process: porphyrin-containing compound biosynthetic process. The record is from RefSeq and is a predicted model, not a curated record.
AUGCGUGGAUCAUGCGCCGCUAGUUCUGCACUAAAGCGUUUAGAAAGACCAUUGGCUUUUCCUUGCAAUGGUCAACGGCGCUUCUUGCAUGCCAUUUCGGAGGGACACACUGUUGGCAUCAUAGGCGGUGGAAUCACUGGCCUCACAGCCGCAUACCGAUUAUCCAGGGACCCAAAAUGCUCCAAGGUUACCGUCUAUGAGAAAGGCCCUCGCGUGGGCGGCUGGAUUCAAUCCGAGAAAAUUAACGUGGACGGAGAGCAUAUUGUCUUCGAAUAUGGACCGCGUACACUGCGAGCUAGCACCAUUACUGCAUUUCCACUUUUGGACUUGUUGACCGAGCUGGGGCUAGAAGACGAAAUGCUUAUCACGAAAACGUCAUCCGCCGCGAGCCAGAACCGCUAUAUCUAUUACCCCGAUCGCCUCGUUCGUAUGCCGGGGCCGCAGAAAGGGGCCAGUCGAAUAUCUCAGCUCAUAACGACGUUGAAAAGUCUACUACAAGAACCAGUCUUCGAGAGUGUGCUUCCUAGCCUUUUGAAGGAGCCCUUCGUUAAGCGUCCAUUGAACUUGCCUUCAGACGAAUCCGUCAUGGAGUUUGUAUCACGACGGUGGUCUACCAAAAUAGCUGACAAUUUGGCUUCCAGUGUAUUUCAAGGCAUAUAUGCAGGGAAUAUUGACAAGCUGAGUGCGGAAACGCUCCUGGGCCCGCUUCGGGCGCAUGAGUUGUCUGGUAGUGUAGCCAAGGGUAUAACGGAGAUGAAAGGGAAACAGUACUGGAUUUCGGACGAUUUCAUUUCCAUGCUCCUCAUAAGUGAAGCAAAGAAAGCGUCUCACUUAGACUACCUCAGAAGCCUGGCAAAGGACAGCAGUACAUUGACUUUCAAGAACGGCGUCGGUCAGCUGGCAGACGCUCUGGUUGCAGAGUUGAAACGAUCACCAAAAGUUGAAGUCCUCACGCAUGCAAAUGUCACAAGCAUUCUCCAAGAUCAUGAGAGCUCCAACCUCACUGUAAAAGUAGAAGAUGGUCAGAGUCGUGUUCACAACCGUCUCAUUGCUACCAACCCGCCUUGCGACCUCGCAAGACAACUUCAGUGUUCACUGGAGCCCGAGAAGCAGCCCACAGGAACAAUAAAUGCCCUACAGAGACACAACUACGCAACAACUACUAUGGUUGUGAAUUUGUAUUACUCAAAUCCUGAUCUGAUCCCUGUUCGAGGUUUCGGCUACCUGAUUCCCAGGUCGAUACCUUUUGCGCAGAAUCCUGAGCGAGCACUGGGUGUGAUAUUUGCUUCAGAAUCUAGUGUAGGUCAAGACACAGCCACCGGCACAAAGCUCACAGUCAUGAUGGGGGGCCAUUAUUGGGACGGGUGGAAAGAAUCAGACUAUCCGGACCACGAUACUGCGGUCUCGAUGUCUCAAGCCUUACUGAAAAGGCAUCUGGGCAUCCUGGAUUCUCCCAAAGUAGCCCACACCCGAUUGCAGCGCGAUGCUAUUCCUCAGCCCACCGUUGGGCAUCUUGAACGUAUGCAAGACAUUUCAACGUCUAUUAAGUCUGAGCUCAAAAACCGUGUCACUCUGGCUGGGGCGUGGUAUUCAAUGCAUGGUACCGGCGUGGUGGACAGCAUUCGUCAGGCUUAUCUAGCUGCGAAAUAUGGCCCUGAGCUGGAAUACUCAGGAGCACCGUUCCCUUUUCCAUCCCUGACGGAUUCACUUGGUGGUGGUGGUAUAAUUACCCACUACCAACCUCGCUGGAUAACGGCGUCAUCUGAGGAAUUGUUCAGGAAAUGUGGGAUAGAAAAGAAUCCCAAUUAGAGUAAUGCAGGCUCUGGUAGAGCAGGCCUGAAGGCAUCAAUGCUAGUCCGGAUGGACCCAAGGCCGGUUACACGAGGGGUUACUGUUGGCAUUUAGGGAAAGAUUCGGCAGUAGAAGAUGGUUUAAUUU